GUGGGGUGUGUACUACGCGCCAGCAAACCAAAAAAUCUCCUCUUCCUACUCACUACGCGCUAUUUUCGCUAUGUAGGAGUAUUUAGCACAAUUCCCGCAAAAUGCUUGGAUAUCAUGUGAAUCAAGUGAAUAGCGUGUAUAACUAGUCAAACCCUCAAAGUGGCUAACUUAGAAUGGUUUUACUUGCGAUUAUCCUGCUGGCCCUCGUAGGGCCCGCGGCCCUUGAACAAGACGAGGACAUUCCGCACAACGAAGUCAGGAACUGGGCUCUCCAGUUUGGAGUCGGCCUGUGGGAAUACGGUAAAAUGAUGACCAAGAUGAACGAAUUGAAACGAAAAUACCGAGAGGUAGAAACUUCUGUAAAGAGAAAAGACGGAUUAAUCUUAAUUCGCGAAAUGGCCAAUGAAGUUCGGAAUAUGAUGGAUUUCAAAAGGAGCGCUGUUAUGCGCAUAAUGGAUUCAGCUGAACAGGCAGCCUUAGCUUGGCGCUCUGACAACAACGGCGUAACUCCACGAUAUUACAAUGCUGAGCGCUUAAAUGCUUUUGCUCCUGAUGGGCGGCCAGCUGAUGGUACCCGAGAGUUGGUACUCACUCCGAACCCGCAUUUUGAUCAUCUACCUGUUAAUGUGACCUUUAGUACCGUCCUUACUCCUUCGAGAGUAUACGAUACAGAUCCAGAAGUUGGAGGAUCCAUUCAAUGGUCAGCUCAUUUAGAUCCUUUAUUUGUGAGUAAUUAUGAAGGCGAUCCCACCUUGUCUUGGCAAUUCUUCGGGAGCUCCACCGGAUUUCUUCGGCGCUAUCCCGGAAUUUCGUGGCCUCCGGAAGAUUUAUCUACUGUUCAAGACUCUCACACUGUACGGCGACCCUACGAUUUUCGAUCAGCUGCUUGGUAUGUGGGGGCGGCAACUUCUCCCAAAGAUAUUGCCAUUCUGUUGGAUGCUUCUGGAUCUAUGGCGGGGCACAGAGCUAAUUUGGCCCGAGCCACUGUUGAAUCUAUAUUAGAUACUUUAACUGACAACGAUUUUGUGAAUAUCUUCCGGUUUUCUGAUACCACCAGUGAAACGCUGCCGUGUUUUAAGGAUCAACUAGUGCAGGCCACUCAAGAAAACUUGAGGUGGUUAAAGGAUUCUCUAGGAACCAUAAAGCAGGAAAACAUAGCAAAUUUCUCUUCCGCGCUCGUUGCAGGCUUUGAAAUACUGCACAAGUACAACCGUACGGGACAAGGAUGCCAAUGCAAUCAAGCUUUAAUGCUAAUCACUGAUGGCCCUCCGUCAAGUUACAAAGAUAUUUUCAAGCUGUACAACUUCCCUCAUCGCCCCGUUCGUUUAUUCACUUACCUAAUAGGAUCAGACUCUGGAAGUGCCGCUGAAAUGCACUGGAUGGCUUGUGAAAAUAAGGGUUACUAUACAAAAAUUGAGAAUUACGACGAAAUAAAAAAUCGUGUUUUCCAUUACAUCGAGGUAAUGGCAAGACCGAUGGUCAUGUAUCAGAACAAUCACCCUAUUCACUGGACAUCCGCCUAUGUUGGAGGCAGAGCAGAUAGUUUUUCCGACGACAAAGUCGGUCAGCUAAUGACUACUGUUACUGCUCCAGUCUUCGAUCGAAGAAACCAUACGGUACGACUGGCUAAUCUUCUUGGAGUCGUUGGUACCGAUGUUUCUAUCGAUGAGAUUCGGAAAUUGGUGCCACCGUACAAACUGGGAGCGAACGGAUACUCCUUUAUCGUUAACAAUAACGGGCACAUUCUGUAUCACCCCAAUCUCAAACCCCCGCGGGUCAGUGAAAAAUAUGAGCAAACAUUAGAACCGCAAUAUCUAUCGGUUGAUUUAUCUGAGGUAGAACUUGUCGAAAAUGAAAACGGUCCGCGGGAGAAUCACAGCGCGCUACUUGAUUUAAGACAAGACAUGAUUAAUCAGAAAGAAGGUGAAACUGAGCUUACUUUAAAGGUUCAUUAUGAUGAUAUGAGGCGGGUAACUACAAGACGUUAUAAAUACUUUUACAAUGCCAUCGAAGGUACGCCAUUCUCUCUCGGGCUAGCUAUUCCCGAAGGGUACGGCAUGUUCGAAUUGCUUGCUGAGCAAGAAAUCAAGCACAGUCAGAAAAAUGUCACUGACUAUCUCAAAGGCAACAAAUGGAGAGUUCAUCCAGAUUGGGUCUAUUGCGAGUAUACGAGUGGAACUUCAGGCGAACAGUGGUUCAAGACAGCCGAGGAAAGAGUGCUGCAUUUUCUUUCAAGAAGCAGAAGACCUGGAUGGAAGUGGAUGUCUUUAAGACCGCGAGCCUCUCCUCAACAACGCGAACGGGAACAUCACCACUACUCAACCAAGCAAGAAAAAGAUUCUUAUUAUUGUGACAAAACAUUAACGCAGUCUUUAGUUUUGGACGCCAUGGUCACGGAAAGUUUGGAAAAGCAUAGACCAAGAAUGGAAGACAAGCACCCUAUUGGCACACUUUUGGUACAAUUGCAAAGCCAAGGAUACGACAUUUUUGGAAGCACUACAUGGUUUGUGGCGACGCGUAGUGGACUGCUCAGAUGGAGCAACUUUACUAAUACCGAUAAUGAUGACCCACCAUUUGGACAAAACAACGCACGAGCUAUUGACGAGUCUUGGUAUCAAAGAGCAGUAGAUCAACAUGCUAUUGAACCGGAAAGCUUUGUGUUCUCCGUACCAUUUGCUGAGGGGCCGCCGGGUUCUCCAGUUCCAGAACGCACGUUGCUGACUGCAACGCACGCUGUUUUUAUUGAAUCCAGUAGUCAUCGAGCUCCAGCUGCUGUGGUUGGUCUUCAAUACGUGCAGUCUUCUAUUGCUUCACAUUUUCAAAAUAUCACUUCCAAGUGCACGUCGACAUGCAAGAAAACAUGUGCCAGCAAUACCCUGGAUUGCUACGUUUUGGACAAUAAUGGGUUUAUAAUUAUCUCCGAAAACAACGAACAUACUGGAAGGUUCUUUGGGCAGAUUGACGGGACUAUCAUGGAUUCGCUGGUACAAGAUCGGAUUUACAAGAAGGUUUCUGUAUAUGACUAUCAAGGAUAUUGCUCAAAUAGCAAGUAUUCCUUCAGCGGCAGAGCGACCAACCUCAAAUCCACUGGAGUUAUUAACCUUCUUUUAAAGUUUACUAUUCAAACGCUAGCUGUGUUGAUUUCCCAUCUGCAGACUGCCUACGGUACAGCCUUAGCAUACUCUCAAGAGGAUGAAGAAGAACCAAUCAACUACGAGUACGAAUAUCCCAUAGGGGAUGAUUUGCUCAGCGAGCAGCAUCCAAUGCCAGCUCCCCCAGUGGGUUUUGUGCCUCCGUUUGAAUCGGAUCCUCUUGAAGGCGUUGAUUUGGGCCAAUGGGGCACGAGGCCGUGUGACCGUAAGGUCGAAUUGUACGUCCUGCAGCCCGAAAGACUAAACACUAGCGGGCAGAACAACCCGCUCAAAGGAAAGCUAACUAAUUGUCAUGUCACUGGUUGUGAAAGGCCAUUCAGUGUUCAGAAGAUUCCGCACAGCAAUCUGAUCCUGCUGGUGGUUGAUACUUUGUGUCCAUGUGGUAGUAAGCAGCUGAGUAUCACACCUCAGGAACUGGCCUACGAGUCACGAGAUCAAAACGGGUGUACCCAUCGCCCUCGGCCUACUUUAUAUAGAAAGAGGCCUCCUAAGUGCAUCAAUUACCACCCAGAGGAAAUAGAAAUUCAUAUCUGUGGUAAAGGAACUGCGCUAAAGUCUGCACAAUUUUUGACGCUGCUUUUCUGCGUCGUGAUUUGCCUACUAUCAUCUGAUCCGGUGUCGUGAUCGAAUGUACGAUUAGGGCUGUAUAAUUAAGUAGUAACUUUUGUAACAGUAGCAUUCGCUAUAUGAUAGGUAUACAAAUAAAAUGCUCAUAUCAUUUUAUUUAGAGAAUCCUUUAAAUGUGCACAAUUCGUUUCUUAUUAUAUAGUGCGAUCUUCAGUUCUGACUCUGACAGCAAUAGUGUUGGGUUCAACUAUCAAGUUUCCUAUCGGAAAAUUUGUAAGCAAAUUAAUUUUGAAGAACUGUUUGCUUUCGAAACUGAGGCUCCCUGAUUAAUGUCUUGCUAGUUACCUACCUAAAAGUCAGGGUUCUCUAGGAAAAUUGUUGAAAUGAAAGUGGAACUACAGGGAAGUUGGUUGACUCCCGUUUUGCCCUCGCCCCUAUUAGGCGUCAAACCUAUGAAUGUAAUCCACUAUUAAAUUAAAUAUCAUAUACAUGUAAAUAUUACUGAGUGUGUAGAAAAAUCCAUAAGUAUUAUUUAGAAAGAUCAGUAUUUUUUAAAGGAAUUGUGGAUUUUCAAGGAGAAUGAAUGAGAGCGACAAUAAUAACUUAAAAGUGUUUUUGCAAUUUUUAUAUUUGUACGUAUUGUUUGUAUGUAACUUUUUACAAUAUUCAACAGUUUAAUCUUGUAAGGUAUGCAUAAUUCGACGAGUGUGUUUUCAAUUGUGUGUAGGACGAUGAUGAUUGUUGCAUUUCCAUAUGCAAUGCUCCUAACUGUAUAGCAAGUAUAACAUUACUUGCCGAAGAACUAAUUGGUACGAUGAAAAACAAAUAUACUUAUCAGCUUUCAAAUUGAAACCGGAUUUUCAACUUUAUGUUUCUGAUGAAAAACUUGUUCGUGUCUCGGUGUCAAUGUGUAGUUUUUCACCCUACCAAUUCGAAAGUAUUCAUUGAUAAAUAAGGUUGUAAACUGUAUAUGUAAUAAAUCCACUAACUUGUUUCUACACGGAGCAUUAUACGUAACUGUAAUUAUUAAGAACACUACUACCUAAUUUUAAUCUAAGCGUUAAUUUAACUGAAUGUUGUGCAUGUUUUUCGUCAAACUUCACCAAAUUUUAAUAAUACUUCUCUUAUAAUUCAAAGCUCAAUCGACAUUUCAAUAUCUAUAACAAUCAAUUAUUUUCUUGUGGCCAACGACUUUAAUAUCAGCAUAUUAUCUACCAAUUACUUCAAGCAAACAUAAUCUUUGAAAAACCAAAAACUUAGAUGGUUAAAUAUUAACUGUGAUGAUUUAUAUCAUGACGUUGUAGCUAGAUACGUAAUUUGUUUUGUAUAUAGGAGAAACACUUGAAUUUUUGCGUUAAGUUUUAAUAAUCUUUAUAAAUGAAAAUAUUGAAAAUUCAAUGAAUUAAAAUUUUAAAUUGUUGACAAUUCCAGCGUAAAUAUCGACCUUCAUUAAUCCGUGCUAAAUGUGUAUGUAAACUGUAUUAUCUCUGGCCCAUGUACAUCUUCAUCCAUCAUUAAAAUAAAUCGAUUGUAUACAAACUAUUCGUCGUAAGCUUUGAGUAUUACAAAUUAAUUGAAUUCAAAACCAUAUUUUCUUUCUUAGUUGUCCCGUAUUUGAAAUUCACAUAUUUGAAAAGUUUCGCAACCAGUUAUCAUUAUCCAGGUAAAAACACUCAUUGUAAAAUGCUUUAUGGGAUUUUUUGGAACUUCAGUAUGUUGUUCUCAAAAAAGUUGGUAAUUUAUGUUUAGUAUGCCUCAUAUGCGAUGAAUUUCUAAAAAUCGUGACUUUCUGUAAAUUGCAUUAAACGGUAUUUAAAUGCUACGUUUUUUCACAUCGUACUUUGCUGUAUUGCAUUUUAGUUCACUCGUCGUUCAAAGUUAGCAGUUAAGUUAUUUUAGCAUAUAUUUGUAAUUAGCUAAAAUAAAUCACUUCGCUUAAAAUCACUGUUUAUUUUCAAAAACUUUAGUAAAAAAAGAGGCGAAACAAGCGAAGUAGUAUUUAUUUAGCUAGUUGAAAUGCUCUAUUACAAAGUAUCGCACUACUCCACCAACUAUAUAUUUGUAAGCAUAGCAUUUAUAGAAUGAUAUUAGAUUAGUGAAGUAAGGCAAUAAUUAAAAUAGGUUUGUUAAAUCAACUAAAGGUCUAUUCUCAAGUUUCAAAAUCUCGCUUGUCGUUUAGGAAAAUUUUAAACUUCUGUGCAGUCAAUUACUAGCAAUUUCACAAUAUUUAAUUUGAGAUGUAAACAGUUCAAUUUGGUUGAUUGCUUGUAGAAUCCAGUUUGGCUUAACGACUUCAUUUACAAUCGAUACCUAGGAAAUAGGAGGCAAAUCAAAUUGUUCCUUGCUUAAGGAUUCUUCUAAAGUUAGAAAAAAAUAGCCACUGGCAUAAUUAAUGCAAAUAUCCAUUGUUAUGCGGACAUAUGAUUUAAACAGCCGAAAUUCUUAACUGCUGAAUAAUAUUUUUCACGAUUCGUUUUGGCUAAUAUCUUGCUAUGAGAAUUCUGAACACCAAAUCACUUUGUAAUUACUGACAAAACCCUUGUUAUCUACAACAAGCGACCCGAGCUAAAUUUAAAUACUUUAGUAAUUAUUGAAAAUUUUAAAUUAAAAAAUACAUUAAUUAAUGCAAUUGUAUAGAAAAUUAUUCGAUGGUCCACAUAGUCGAAGGUAUAGCUCACAUUAAGUGAAUGUUUAAAUGUUAUCUGAUAAUUUUAUAUGAGAUCGGAAAUAGGCCUAUUGUUAUAAAAAAAAAGUAGUAAAUGAAAGAAUUAGAUCGGGACUUACCUUAGAUAUUUUAUUAUAAAUAACGCGAGUACGUUUGAAUUUAUCGUUAUUGUCCUUGAUUAUUAUUUUUUACCCUUUAUACUUUUCUAGGUAAUAAUUUAACAUAUUUAACGGUAUUUUAAAAUAAAUGUAUUGCCGACGUCAAAACUGCAACUAAGAGCGUGCGUUCCGUUUAGGCUAAAACGACAUCCACCAACAAUCCAAUACAUAAUUAAUAAUCCUUUGUAAUGCUUAUUGCCUCUGAAAUAUAAUGCAAUUUACUCGUAACUUAUGUAUUGUAUUAUUGGUGGCUAAUUAAUAUAUUCUAUUGAUAUUUCUAAGAAAAUCUAUGCUAUAUACAUACUAAAAUUGAGUCUUCCACUGAUACAAAUAAUAAAUAUAAGCUCGAAUGUAAGUCAAAUUUAAAUAAUUGCAACAUGUAAAACAUGUAAUACUCCACUCGAGAUUAUAUGUUUAACCUGUAUUUAUAUCAAUUUAUUUGUGAAAAAAAUUCAAUUUGUCUCACAGAUAUAGAAAUCCAUUCUAGACUGUAAAUGAGAUUGAAAUGGGUAGAAUUAAAUAAUUAUUGAAAUUAAA
Messenger RNA from Dendroctonus ponderosae (mountain pine beetle), 7079 nucleotides. It is a transcript of the gene stol, whose product is annotated as voltage-dependent calcium channel subunit alpha-2/delta-3. Gene Ontology annotation, cellular component: voltage-gated calcium channel complex. Gene Ontology annotation, molecular function: voltage-gated calcium channel activity. Lineage: Eukaryota; Metazoa; Arthropoda; Insecta; Coleoptera; Curculionidae. The transcript has 24 exons. The coding region runs from base 174 to 3776 and encodes 1200 amino acids. The record is from RefSeq and is a predicted model, not a curated record.